UGUCACAUGUUCAGGGGUCCCCCCCAAGCCAAGGAUCUCCAUAAAUAACAGUGAGGUCACCUGGGGUCAGAGUGCCAGCAUCUCUUGUUUAGUCCCAACUCAGGCAUCAGAUGGAACUUUCAUCCUCAAGAAGACGUCUGACUCAUUCAUGGAGACUAAAACCUCAAAUUCCAACUCUACUAUCUUCAGUAUCAACAAAGUGAACUUCAGUCAUGAAGGACAGUACUACUGCCAGUACGAGGAAAGCAUUCAGGGUUCAAAGUUCUCCUCCCCCUUUAGUAACUCUGUAGGACUCUUUGUUACUGUAAGCUUCCCCAAACCCCAUAUCUCCAUCAGUCCUGCUGGUGAGGUGACCUGGAGUCAGAACAUUGCAAUCACUUGUUCAAUCUCCACUCAGGUUUUGGGUGGAACGUUCAUUCUGAUGACAACAUCAGAUUCAUUCAACAGGACCCAAAAUUCAGCUACACACUCUGCUACCUUCAGUAUUUCUUCUGUGGACUUUGAUGAUGAGGGAUCGUACCAGUGUCAGUAUCAGAAAAAGGGCUCAAGGCGGGACUUUAAUUCCCCGCUAAGUGACAGUGUCACACUCAGUGUCACAGUGAGACUGCAGAGGCCCAGCAUCUCCUUGACGUCUCCUAAUGCAGGACUUGUCUGGGGUCCUGAAGGUGCCGAAAUCACCAGGGGUUACAGCUUUGUCCUCACCUGUUCCAUUAACUCCACAUUUUCCAGUGGACAUUUUAUUCUGAGCUUCUCUGGCUCCAACCUCACAGAGCCAGCAGUCAGCAACUCGGCCUCCUUUAGUUUCCCUGUAGCUGAGUAUGAACGGCAGGGCAACUACAGCUGUGUGUAUGAGGUCACAGUGUCCACACGGACAUUCAGAUCUGCUGUAUUGGCACCGAUUAGUGUCAUCAUUAAAUUCAAUUUGAUGCCGCUGCUGUCCUCAGUAUCUGUUGGACUCCUGUUGCUGCUGUUGCUGUUGCUGUUAGUGGUAGGGCUGACGUGCAGGAGAAGACAACAACGAGCCAAGAAGCCUGUAGCUCUCAUCCACAGUCAAAUGGCUGUCCGAGUCGGGAAUGCUUACAAGUAUGGAGAUGAAGAUGAUGAUGAGGAUGUUGAGGACUCUGUGAAUGUUGAUCUAUUGGACACUAAUGAAAAAAUCAAAGGAGGAGCUCCUGGGCUGGAUGAAGAUGAUGAUGAUUAUGAGGACCUAGUGAGUGAUGAUGAUCACGAUUAUGAGGAAGCAGGCCCAAAUGACAAAAAGUCCAAGGAGGCCUGUGUGAGUGUAGACUGUCACAGACAAGAUGAGGAAGAAACUAGUGAUGAAGAGGAAACUAGUGAUGAAGAAAACAACUAUGAGAAUGUAUCCCCACCUUCAGCAAGUGUGGAUAAUAAGGAAGAAGAGGAAACUAGUGAUGAAGAGGAAACUAGUGAUGAAGAAAACAACUAUGAGAAUGUAUCCCCGCCUUCAGCAAGUGUGUGUAAUAAGGAAGAAGAGGAAACUAGUGAUGAAGAAAACAACUAUAAGAAUGUGUCCCCGCCUUCAGCAAGUGUGGACAAUAAGGAAGAAGAGGAAACUAGUGAUGAAGAGGAAACUAGUGAUGAAGAAAACAACUAUGAGAAUGUAUCCCCGCCUUCAGCAAGUGUGGAUAAUAAGGAAGAAGAGGAAACUAGUGAUGAAGAAAACAACUAUAGAAUGUGUCCCGCCUUCAGCAAGUGUGGAUAA
This is a messenger RNA of Maylandia zebra (zebra mbuna), 1723 nucleotides long. RefSeq lists its product as uncharacterized. Gene Ontology annotation, biological process: immune response-regulating signaling pathway. Lineage: Eukaryota; Metazoa; Chordata; Actinopteri; Cichliformes; Cichlidae. The record is from RefSeq and is a predicted model, not a curated record.